Molecule: messenger RNA, 532 nt
Organism: Aspergillus eucalypticola CBS 122712
Lineage: Eukaryota; Fungi; Ascomycota; Eurotiomycetes; Eurotiales; Aspergillaceae
Exons: 2
Coding region: 109-459 (116 amino acids)
Source: RefSeq, a predicted model, not a curated record
UAGAUAGUGACCGAUCUCGAUCUCUCCUUCAUUCCCACCUAACGACACUCGCUUUUAUCAUCACAACCAUCAUCACCACCACCAGAACAACAAACACCUGAAGUCACUAUGGAGUGUUUUCGGCAGAUAGCUCGACUUGUCAAGUCUCCCUUUCGGCGCGAGAAGCAGCAGAAGGUGCUGGAGAUCGGACCCCCAACCGACUUUCGGAAAGAGGAAUUGCCCGCGUUCUUCUCAGAUGACGAGUCAGUACUCUCACGUCUUGACCAUUCCGCCACCCAUCUAACCAUCUGCAGUGCGGCAACCUUGCACAGCCGGGGUUCCACCCUAGAGAAGGAGAAGGAAGCGGCGGCCACCGCCAUGGAACGUCAACCAUCGACACGAGACAAGAUCAAGACGCAUGUCCGGAGGCUGAGCGUCCGGGUUGCGAGACCAGUUUCUGAUGCCCACGAUGAGCAAUGAGCCGAUCGAAUUGAUGCCAGCUGCACAUGCCGGUUGCAUAUCAGCAUCAACAUCAACAUCAACAUCAUCGACA